UAAUUCUAAGAAAGUGCCAUAUGGUCUUGAACUCGGUCAAAAACCCUGCAGUAUGAUGUGCGAUAAUGAGUAGGCCUACAUUCAGGAGCUUUCUGAAAGCGACCACGCUGAGAUUGCUCCGCGAGCGGCCGCUUCUGUGUGCAGCUGGCCUGGUGAUCGCGACGGGUUCGGCAGUCUACUUUUAUAACAGAUAUUACGGCGUCGGUGAGGAUGAACACGCCACCGUGGAGAACGUGGACCGUGUUGUCACGGUUGAAGAGGAUCAUGAUCCCACCCUGGACCAGGAGGACCCAGUUCUUGUUCAGUUUGUGGAUGGGGAGGUUGGGCAGCGUCCCUGUCUGGCUUUAGUCCCUUGGUCUGGACCUCUGUGGGUUCCCAGCUCUCUGACUUAUUACCUUACCCUUGCUGGGAGGAUGAUAGUGAGAGAGCUGGCAGUGUUAAACACACAGAUUUUCAUGAUGGAGCAGCCUAUUUCCAUCUGUUUCACUCCUGUAGGGAGGUUGGUGUGGGAGGAACUGUCUUCUCAAACUGAACAGGUAGCCAUUCAUAUGCAGUAUGUGGAUGAGGAGGUUCAGCAGCAGCCCGAUCUGACUUUAAUCUCUUGGUCUGGACCUCAGUGGGUUUCAAGUGCCCCUGUCAAACUGCAGCCAACGUAUUACCUUACCCAUGCUGGGAACACGCUGGUGAGAGAGCUGUCAGUAUUAAAUACACAGAUUUUCAUGAUGGGGCAGCCGAUUUCCAUCUGUUUCACUCCUGUAGGGAGGUUGGUGUGGGAGGAACUGACUUCUCAAACUGAACAGCCAAAUAGUGAAGACUCUGGUUUUCCCUUUGAGAAGAUGCAGCUGGUUGGGAACUGGGGUUCGUUUCAUUUCCAUACCUGGAUAAUCUGUUAUGGACGAGUGCAGCAAAACGAAGAGGACAUGCAUCACCUGUGCAUUGUGAGGGGAGUGGAGAAACAGCUGUGGUGGAGCAGAGUCAUUCAGGAAAAAAUCCUGGACCCAUGGGGUAAUGUCCAGGUGGUCCUCACCAACGAGGAGGUGACUGGUAUUAAGUACCUUGGUAGAAGGAUCCAUGGACUCAGGUCUUGCCUCGUCAAGAGGAGGUCAGAGUUCACCUAUUAUGAGGACGCCCAGCAGGUGGAUAUCUCCACCACAGUGGAGGGGUUCCAGGAGAGGGGGGAUGACAUGAUGACGUAUCAGUUCUCUACCUCUGACAUUAUCACCACCCCUCACGAGCCGUCCUCUGGCUCCUCUCAGCAGUUCCCCCAGGAUUCUCCACCUCCCCCUCCGCCACCCCCGUUCCCUUCCCCUCCACCUUACCACUUCACCCAGGACCAGACCCCUGACAGCACUCCUCAGGAGUUUGUGGAGGAGCAACAUAAUGUUGCAGAUGUGCCCCAGCUGUGGAGUUACUUUAGAAACCAAGGGACAAGCAACUUCUCUCUGAGGCUGGCCGGUAUCCGACGUGCUAUGGAGGCUCUGACAUCCUCAGACAGUACCUCCCUUAAUUACCUCACCCACGCUGGGAGGAUGGUGUUGAGUGGACUGUCUGAGCUCAACCAGCAGAUCAACCACAUCAAUUUCACAGAUGUAUUUUAUGAAUUCAUUCUACUGAGCCUUCUUGAAGGAAAAACAUCUCUUCCAACAUCUAGGCCUGGUACCUUCUUUUAUCUGCUCAUGGAAGUGAUGAUGAGGAUUCGCCCUCCUGGAGGAGCCUGGACAGAGUCUGCUGGGAACUUCUACCUCCUCAUUAAGGAUCAGAUGAAGGCGUGGUUGGACUCCAUCUUCAACCUCGAUGAGUCCAUCUAUGAAAGCCCACAGAGGCUCUCUUGGAAGGUGAUGGAGAAUCUAGAAAUGCCGGUUGACUUUCUCCUGUCCAGCCUGGAUUAAGGGUCCCAAACUGAGCUGAGGAUCCCAAACACAAAAUAAAGUAUUUUGCAUUUAAACAUUAUCUG
Oncorhynchus mykiss (rainbow trout) is the source of this 1954-nucleotide messenger RNA. The record is from RefSeq and is a predicted model, not a curated record. Lineage: Eukaryota; Metazoa; Chordata; Actinopteri; Salmoniformes; Salmonidae.